UAGUUGAUGGCCACCGAUGUACAAACAAACCUUUUAUCAAUUACUUGACUUGGUGCAUGGUAUAAAAUUGAUGUAUAACCAACAAUGAGUGGACAUUCCAUAAAUUAUAGUUGCAUAGUGAUGAACAGAGUAAUUUUCAUCAAGAGCAUAGCCUGCGUUAUUUUAGCUCUACACUCUUCCGGGGAAGUAGUGGGACGUCUGACUAAACGUAAUGGUUAUAUUUACAAGUCAUCGCCAUCAUCUUCAGCAUCAUCAUCGCCACAUGGUGGCAGUGCUUUGUUUGUACCCCAAGAAUCGCACUCGGCUCCAGGUCAUGAUGGCUCCUAUGGGGAUGGUGGCAGUGGAAGUGAUUCCUCACCUCACAGUAAAUAUGAAGAUAAUUACUACGACUACAGGGUAGUAUCAUCUAACACUGUGGGUGGUGGUGGACCAUCAUCAUCCUCAUAUCAUUUGGAACGUGAAACAGGCUCUUCCAAAUCUGGUGGCUUGAAAAUUUCCAGCUCAUCGGGCAGUGAUCAUGAUGUGACAUAUCAUUUGACCAGUGAAUCCAUUUCCAGUGCUCCCAAAUCCGGUUACAGCAUUGGCAGUGGCUUACGCUCCAUAGCUCAAGGCUCUGCUAAUCAGGCCUACAGUGCAGUGGCCUCACAACAUGCUGCCGCUAAGCAGGCAGCAUUUUUGGCCAAAAACUCUUUGGCCCAGGCAGCAUCUCAGGCAGCCGCAACUGCACAGGCAGCCUUAGAGGGCAAGCAAGUGCUAUUGCAAGAACUACAACAGCAAGCGGCCAUGGCACAGCAGGGUCUAUCUCGAGAAUUGGAACAAUUAAAGUUGGCCAAAAUUACCACCCAUUUGGCGCAGCAAGCUGCUAGGGCAGCGCGAAAUCAAAUUUCUGUUUUAACAGCUGCUCUCAAUAACGCCAAGGCAGUGGCCGAACAUGCGGAUCAAACCUCUCAAGAGGUAUCAAAUCAAUUAGCCUCCCAGUCAUCUAUGGUGGGUCAGGCCAAAUCGCGCCUAGAGCAAGUGGAGGAACAACUGAAACAGGCCACCAUCGAUUUUGAAGCUACCAAGGAGGCAGCCUUAAAGGCCUCCUCAUCAGCGGCAGCGGCACAGGUCAAUGCUUCACAGGCUGCGGCUCAUGCAACCCAAAAAUUGCAUGAAAGUACCCACGACCAUCCUCCCUCUGCCUCCGCAGAUGAUUCUUUCGAAGAUGCUCAAGCUUUGACACAUCAAAUUCAUUCGGUGUCACGAAGACAUCCCUCACACUCAUCCAUUGAUAGAAUGGAGGCGAAACAAUAGGAACGAGUGAUACAUUUUAGUUAUUUUUACUUUUUUUUUACAUAAGAUUCACAAAAUUCCUAACUUAUUUGUAAGGUUCAUAAACUAAACGCAUCUGCCAAACAUCUGAGU
Molecule: messenger RNA, 1404 nt
Organism: Stomoxys calcitrans (stable fly)
Lineage: Eukaryota; Metazoa; Arthropoda; Insecta; Diptera; Muscidae
Exons: 2
Coding region: 85-1293 (402 amino acids)
Source: RefSeq, a predicted model, not a curated record